Postia placenta MAD-698-R-SB12 is the source of this 1456-nucleotide messenger RNA. RefSeq lists its product as hypothetical. Gene Ontology annotation, molecular function: ribosome binding; Hsp70 protein binding. NCBI's taxonomy places the organism in Eukaryota, Fungi, Basidiomycota, Agaricomycetes, Polyporales, Adustoporiaceae. Gene Ontology annotation, biological process: 'de novo' cotranslational protein folding; regulation of translational fidelity. The record is from RefSeq and is a predicted model, not a curated record. Gene Ontology annotation, cellular component: cytosol. The transcript has 6 exons. Bases 71 to 1231 code for a protein of 386 amino acids.
CGCAAGUAGCAGGCUCUGUAUAUCUUUCCCCGGCCACGCUCGUUGUUCUUUCGCUUUCUCUUCUUCCCCGAUGGCAAACGUCAUAAAGCUACCUGUGGUACCACUACCCUUGCCUGCAGCAUGGAAUCCCCCCACUAGCUCGGGAAAAUCGAUUUCUCCCCUUGUCGAGCGCAGAUUACUCCCCGCAGGACCGGCGUACCUUGCGUACGUGAAGCGAACGGUGCACAACUUGACUUUCGAGGAGCACGACAAGCAUACAGAAGACGAGCGAAAACGCCUGGAAGCUCUCGCCGGUGCAGGAGGGCAGGGCGAGGACGAUCUUGGUGUGGGUGACGAGGAAGAGACAGAAGAUCUACUGACAUUGGAUCCGAAGGAGUGGAAGAAACAAGAUCAUUACCAGGUUCUUGGCAUUUCACAUCUGCGAUACAGGGCAACGGAUGAGCAGAUCAAGAUUGCGCAUCGAAAGAAGGUGCUGAAGCACCACCCAGACAAGAAGGCGGGCGUUGCGGGAGACUCAAACGACGACGCGUUCUUUAAGUGCAUCUCAAAGGCAUUCGAUGUGCUCACAAACCCCGAACGCCGGCGACAGUUCGACUCCGUCGACCCGUACUAUGAGCUGCUCGAGACGGACGUGCCGACGGCUUCUCAGCUGAAGAACGCAAAGGACAACGAGUUUUUCUUCGAGGCAUUCACACCAGUGUUUGAGCGCGAGGCGCGCUUCAGCCGGAAGCAACCUGUGCCGAUGCUGGGGUCUUACGAGGGCUCGAAGGAACAAGUCGAGGGGUUCUAUGACUUUUGGUACAACUUUGACAGCUGGCGCAGCUUUGAGUAUUUGGACAAGGAAGUGAACGAGGGCAGUGACAACCGUGAUGACAAGCGCUACACCGAAAAGAAGAACAAAUCUGAGCGUGCACGGCGCAAGAAGGAAGACACUGCACGUCUGCGCAGCCUUGUCGAUCUCGCGCUGCAAUAUGACCCGCGCAUCAAGCGGAUCAAACAGGAGGAGAAGGAGGCGCGUGAGGCUAAGAAGAAGAGCAAGGGCGGUGUCGCGAAUGGCAAUGCUCAGAAGCUGAAAGAAGAAGAGGAGAAGCGCAAGGCGGAAGAGGAAGCAAAGCGGAAGGAAGAGGAGGAGCAGGCUGCUCGCGCAGAAGCCAAAAAGGCGAAAGCCGCUGCAGCGACCGCUGCAAAAAAGGCCCGGCGCCAGCAACGUGCGACCGAGGGCGCGGCGUAGACUGCGAAUACGACCAACGUUACAUCCUAAUGAUCUUUUUCUGCUUAUCCGCAUAUUUGCAUUGUAUCCUUCCCAUGCUGUCACGCUUGAACCAUGUCCUGCAGAAUAGAUGCCAGUCGACAGUGAGAUGUAUCUGCAUUGCUUUGUGGGCGGCCAUUUAUUGGUUUUUAUAGCAUGUUGAAUCCGUGUAUGCUAGCGGUACAAUCAGCAGUAUGUCGCCGCCUC